Molecule: messenger RNA, 1759 nt
Organism: Psammomys obesus (fat sand rat)
Lineage: Eukaryota; Metazoa; Chordata; Mammalia; Rodentia; Muridae
Gene: Msc
Product: musculin
Exons: 2
Coding region: 210-821 (203 amino acids)
Biological process (GO): skeletal muscle tissue development; regulation of transcription by RNA polymerase II
Molecular function (GO): protein dimerization activity; DNA-binding transcription factor activity, RNA polymerase II-specific; RNA polymerase II transcription regulatory region sequence-specific DNA binding
Source: RefSeq, a predicted model, not a curated record
CAGAGUCCCAAGCGGAAGGGUCAUCCUUCCCUCGCGGCCGCUCCAGGAGCCCAGCUGGUUGGGGGGAACCGCAGCGUGGCGGGCCCGGGUCUCGGGUCCUCCUCUGAGCUCUCCCACGCCCCAUCCUCGGUCAGGGAGAGGAAGCCUGAGACGGCGAGACUGGCUGGGGCGGAGGAAGGCGGGCGCGCGCGGGCGCCGGGGACCAGACGAUGUCCACCGGCUCGCUGAGUGACCCCGAGGACAUGGAGCUGCGGGGGCUGCAGCGCCUCUACCCGGACCCGGCCACCCAGAGGCCGUCCCUGCGCGGCACCGAGCGAGGCUACGCCUCGCCCAGCGACAACUCCUCCGCCGAGGAGGAGGACCCCGACGGCGAAGAGGAGCCCGGCUCCCUGGGUGCCGCGGGCGCCGCGGGGGGCUGCAAGAGGAAGCGACCCCGGGUGGCCGGCCCCGGCGGCGGAGGUGGUGGCGCCAAGAAGCCGCUCCCGCCCAAGGGCUCCGCCGCCGCCGAGGGCAAACAGUCGCAGCGGAACGCGGCCAACGCCCGCGAGCGCGCCCGGAUGCGCGUCCUGAGCAAAGCCUUCUCCAGGCUCAAGACCAGCCUGCCCUGGGUACCGCCCGACACCAAGCUCUCCAAACUCGACACGCUGCGCCUGGCUUCCAGUUACAUCGCGCACCUGCGCCAGCUGCUGCAGGAGGACCGCUACGAGAACGGCUACGUGCACCCGGUGAACCUGACCUGGCCAUUCGUGGUCUCUGGGCGACCGGACUCUGAUACCAAAGAAGUUGCUGCAGCCAACAGACUUUGUGGAACUUCCGCUUAGACCGACAGCGACCCAGCUGACGAAUUUUGUUAAAGGCGAAGGACUGGGCCAAGGAGGUUUCCCUGGACCUAUGAACAGGGAGAGCUGACAGGCGAGCAAGGCUGCCUUCCUUGGGCACAGGUGGCCACGGCUGCCGCGGAUCAGUGCCACACUCCAUUGCCAAAGACAGCCCGGUUUGGAGGAAGAACUUGCAAAUUCGGUGGGGCUUUAGCCCUGAGCACAGCCCCAUCCCGCCCCCACCCCCACCCCGUGCCUGCCAUCUGAGUCCAGUGCAGAAAUAGGGGAUGGUUUUGAAGUUAAUUUCGAUUUUCCCUGUGGCUGACUGGAAGGACCUGCGCGGCCAGGUCCUUCUCUGUGACCAUGGUUGAGCACUCUUUCCCAGCACUGGAAAGAAGGCCUUGGGUUAGAGUCAUGCAGGGGCCUGUCCUUAUGUUGCUAAGGACUCCCACGAGCAGCUCUCUUAGUGGCAGGACACGGUGAGAUGGGGACAUAUGUGGUCAGAAGCCAGCCUGGCCCUCAAUCCCUGCAGACUGGGGUCUCCUUCCAGAGCCCCCUCCUCUGUUUAAUCCGUGUUGGGGCCAUGGCCCACCCUCUGGUCUCCAUCCAGUGAGUCCAGCUAGUUUAUUGGGUCUCAGCCUCCUUCCCACUCACGCUGUCUCCCUAAGUCCUAUCUGACUGCCCAUUUGGGGACUCCAGCUUUACCCUUAGCUCUAAUUGGGUCACCUUACCAAAGCAUAUCCUCCUGCGGAGUUCAUGGCCUUCCAGGCACUCACUGUUCUUCCUGGUCCAAGGACUGCACAUAGUGGGCAGCUGGGGCUGGUCUCUGUACCCACUGAGUCGCUGGUUUCUCCCCAGCGCGGUGCUUAGUGGUCCUGGCAACGCUGCAGUAAAGCGGCACCACCAUGGUAACUAACGUAUGUAAAUAAAUUUAUUUUUUU